AUGUCCGAUCUGCUCGGCUCGCGCUGGGCCCCCGGCGCGAGCGAGACGCAAAGACCCCGAGCGCCGCGCCAACGCUCUCCGUAUCACUCGCCUCUCUCCCACUCCCACAACCCCGACAAUGGCAACGGCAACGGCGCGCGCGCAUCGGUGGCUGCGCCCUCCCCAGGGGCCCUGCUACCCCCAGCAGAGGAACUGGCGCGGUUCAUGAAAAUCGUCGCGCGGCUGCGCUGGAAACUGCCUUUUCUGGCCGAGGGCUACCGACUGGCCACGCUGACGGUUGGCAACGGGGUGACGGACGCGGAAGUCGCGCACGCGGAGAUCAUGUUCAAGAUCGAUUUCCAUGAGUACUAUGCGCUCCUUGAGCGAGCGAUCGUGCACCUGCUGGCCGUGUUUAAUGUGACGGUCACGUCAGCGCCGCGGGGAUCAUCGCGCGCGUCGCGGGUCCCCGCCGAGAACGGGGGAGCCCCGCUGAAGGAGGAGACGACUCCGUUGGCCCCGAUCUUGGGGAGUGGCCAUGUCCACGAGCAAUUGCAAAAGGCCAAGGAACUGCGUAACCGCUGGAAGACGGCGGAUAUGACCCGCGAAGAGAAGGAGCAGAAUUCGUUCGCGGCCAAGCAGGAGGUCAUGCCACUGGCGAGCUAUGACUUGGAAUCCAUUUUGACGGGGAUAUUUGCGGGCUUGGAGGAGGCUUAUGGGCGUGCUCGGGGUCAUGUGGACUGGUGUAAACGGCCGGGCGAGGCUGCCGGGGACGAGAUGGAAUCGGAGUCCGACUGGGGAUUCAUGGUCGAUGCCAUGGACUGGCAAGCUGUAUGA
Penicillium alfredii is the source of this 813-nucleotide messenger RNA. RefSeq lists its product as uncharacterized. The coding region runs from base 1 to 813 and encodes 270 amino acids. The transcript is spliced from 2 exons. Lineage: Eukaryota; Fungi; Ascomycota; Eurotiomycetes; Eurotiales; Aspergillaceae. The record is from RefSeq and is a predicted model, not a curated record.